UUUCCCAAACCAUUAGCCCCAAACCCAGAGAGCAAAAGCAUAAAAAGAGGUUUUUUUCUCUCCGAUACUUGAGAGAGUGAGAUAAAGAGAGACAUCGAGAAUCCUUUUUAUUUGUAGAAUCGCAAUUGUGGGAGCUCGAGAGAAAGAAUCGCGAUUCUGAGAAAUUUCCGUUUCAGAUCUGAUUUGUUUUUUUCCCUGGUAAUCCAGAGAGAGAAGGGAAAAAAUGGGCGGUCUAGGCGGUGGCGGCGACGGCAGCAUCAGUAACGUGAACACGGGUGUUUCGGCAUCUUCGAGAAAGGUGGUUCAGAGUUUGAAAGAGAUCGUGAACUGCUCUGACUUAGAGAUCUACGCGAUGCUUGUUGAGUGCGAUAUGGAUCCUGACGAAACAGUUAAUCGUCUCCUUUCUCAAGAUACUUUUCACGAGGUGAAGAGCAAACGAGACAAGAAGAAAAAUACCAAAAUUCCAGCAGAAUCCUGGACAUGUAGCACCCCAAAUCGUGGAGCUAGAAGCAGCGGUAAUGACAGCUACAACACCGCUCGAGAUGGCGGAAACAGAUAUAACUCGAAUGAGUUGGGAAGUGUUCAAGGAGUACCUGCAAACAGAAGAGAAAACAGAACACGUAAUCAUUGGGCUGUCUCUUCUUCUUCUUCAUCUGGUGUCCUCGGGCACCAACCUCCAUCGAACAGUGAUCCUACAGACGUUGAAGUUAAGAAAGCACCAAUGGGUUCGAGUGAUGCAAUUACCUCGUCAUCGCUGCCAUCUCCUGCAUAUCAAUCCGCUUGGGCCAAUGCCAACCCUGGACAGAGAACCAUGGCUGAUAUUGUGAAAAUGGGUAGGCCUCUCUACCAGAAGAAUGUCACUGCGUCUCGUUCAUUAGAGACUCAAGAGAGUGGAAUUAAAGCUCCUUUAAAGGAUGAAUGGCCUUCAAUUGAGAAGCAAGAUCCAUCAUCAUCUCUUGUGAAGCCAUUUGCUGAAUCUAAUAUAUCCACCGACCAAUUCAGCGAGUCUCAACAUUUGAACAAGACUCAUUGGGAUGACGAAAAUCCUAUUGCUUCUCCUCCUAAUGCGGAGCAGGUUCUUCCGCCUGCUUCAGUAUCCAGCAGAAACUUGGUUGAUGGUGAUUCUAGAGAGUCCUCGGUAUAUGACGACGAAAGCAACAACAUGGAGCGACAUGCUUUUGAGGAAAAUGGAGGGGAAGAUGUUCCUGCAUCUGUUGCUACCGGUUUUCAGCAACUUACUAUAGACAAUGAUGAAGAGCAUGAAACAUCACCGAAAGAUGACAAACCUGCAGUGAUAAUCCCCAAUCACCUGCAAGUCAAUACCUCAGAAUGCUCGCACCUAAUGUUUGGUAGUUUUAGCUCUCGGAUAGGAUCUGGCCAAACUAGUGGCUUGAAUGAAACCUUGGAGGAAACACAAGAUGAGUCAUCAUUCAGACACCCCGACACUAAUUAUUAUGGAGAGGAAGAGGGACAACAACUCAUGAAUGUUACUACUGAAAAAGAACAAACAUCCUAUCAAAUCGAUUCAACGUACAAGUUUUCACCUCCUGCAGAUUAUGGAUUUGAAAACAUGCAACAAUUGAAUCCUCCAUCUGAAACAAAUCCUCAGAUGCAGAAUCUGGAUGCCUUCCCCAACGUAAUGCAGCAAGGAUAUACAAGUUCAUUACCUAACAAUCUGCUACCAUCAGGUAUUCAAGAUACAAGAGAUCAACCUGAUAUUCACUACUCGCCUUUCCAAACAAAAUACAACACUACCACUCCCUCUUCACUCAGCGGUCCAGCAAUAUCCAUGGCCGAGGCACUAAGAACCGCGAGUAUGUCUAGUCAAAACGCAAUGCCCGGUGCAGGACAACAAGCAGCAGCACUUGCUCAACACCUUGCCUUAAACCCAUAUGCUCAUCAGCCUGGGAUGCCUGUAGGUCAUUAUGGUAACUUGAUAAGCUACCCAUUCAUGCCACAAAGUUACAACCCUUACAUGCCUUUGGCUUUUCAACAAGCGUUUCCCACUGGUAACCAUCAGACUCUAGCUGCUAUGCAUCUGCAGUACAAGAAUCAGGCAACCGCUCCUCCUAUUCCGCCUCCUUCUGCCUACAGGUUUGGCGGUGGUGCUCCAUCGAGUAACAACUUCCCUUUGACUCCCACUACCUCUGCAAACUCCUACGAAGAUGUCUUGAGCUCACAGUUUAAGGACAGGAAUCACUUGGCGUUAUCACUUCAGCAGCAGAAUGAGAACUCAGCAGCAUGGCAUCAAGGACAACAAUCUAACUCGCGAGUGGUUCCAGGGAGUGGAUAUUACAGCUUCCCGGGUCAUCAGAGUCAGCAGCCUCCUGGUUUCCGUCAAGCUCAGCAACUGCAGCAGCAGCAGCAGCCGUCCCAACAACAACAACAGCAGCAUUUUGGAGGGCAUGGCUAUGCGAGUCCUUACCAUUCACAAGCUGCAAUGUCAUUAGAGCAUCUCCAUCACCAACACCAACACCAACAACAACAACAAAACGCUAGAGACGCAUCUAAACAGACCCAACAACAGUUAUGGCCCAACAACUACUGAUCUAAAUCAAAUCCCUCUCCAUGCCUUGCUUUUUCUUUGGCCCCUUACUUGGAAACAUCUCUCAUUCAUGAGCUGCGAUGGAACUAUUCUGAGGUGUGAAAAAUAGAAGUGUGUGUUUGUGGUUCAGGGUAAAAGUCUUAUAUGAAGUUUUGUG
This is a messenger RNA of Eutrema salsugineum, 2702 nucleotides long. Its product is annotated as protein kinase 4. Gene Ontology annotation, molecular function: protein binding. The transcript is spliced from 10 exons. The coding region runs from base 224 to 2548 and encodes 774 amino acids. The record is from RefSeq and is a predicted model, not a curated record. Lineage: Eukaryota; Viridiplantae; Streptophyta; Magnoliopsida; Brassicales; Brassicaceae.